Histoplasma mississippiense is the source of this 837-nucleotide messenger RNA. RefSeq lists its product with no specific name. The transcript is spliced from 6 exons. Lineage: Eukaryota; Fungi; Ascomycota; Eurotiomycetes; Onygenales; Ajellomycetaceae. Bases 1 to 837 code for a protein of 278 amino acids. The record is from RefSeq and is a predicted model, not a curated record.
AUGUUGCAUGGCAGUGAAAUGGACAAUCCCAUACCGACAUCCAUCUUCAAAGAACAAGAGCUAGACGAUAGUCAUCAUGGCACAGCUUACAAGGUCGAAUUCAUCGUCGAGCCACCAGAGGAGAUUCGUGAAAAUGAUCUCUUCCAACGUCCCAUGAUUGUCAGGGUGCGGAACUUGGAGGAUGGAAUGUCGUGGUGCCCGGUGGAGGCCCAGAUCCAUGUCAAAGUAUUCCAUGCGACAGGUUCUGACCGCUUCGAGGUAUGCAGAAGGGCUGGGAGACAUGACAAGGGAGGCGUGUACACGCCCGGGCGCUCGAUCAAUGGCCUGACCUCCCAUUUUAUGACGGUACCUCUAGCUACCCAAGACGAGACCUUUGAAGUUCCCUUUGGCCGUUUUCACAAGGAGGGUCGGUAUCAACAUUUAGGUAGCGAGCCGAAGGCCAGCCAAUUAAACGCGGACCUAGUCCUAGUGUAUAAUAGUAGCCGCCAGGGCGCGGCAAAGCGGCUGCCAUCGAAGUUUCACGAUCCGAACUUGACCCUCGUUUGUAUUCCGUAUGGUCCUCGCUUCCAUCCAAGACAGCCAGAGACUGGGCAAUUCCUGCACAAGAUGAGCGCGAACAAAGUGAGCGAGGAAUCCCUGAGUUCCUGGGACAAAGCUAAGCCAGCAUUCACGCACAAACCGGCAAGCGGAUUCUACGACCCGUGUCAGGACUUUGCGGAUCGAAGCAUCAAAUGCAUGCGGCGCAAUGGGAACGAUAAGACGAUGUGCAGUGAUUAUUUCCAGGCAUAUCGUGAUUGCAAAAAGGAAUGGAUGACCCAGCGGAAAAAGAGCACCUAG